Messenger RNA from Schistosoma intercalatum, 951 nucleotides. NCBI's taxonomy places the organism in Eukaryota, Metazoa, Platyhelminthes, Trematoda, Strigeidida, Schistosomatidae. The record is from the annotation of a GenBank genome assembly.
AUGAUAUGAAGUUUUCAAUAUUUUAUUUGUUGCAUUAAAGCACGUGGACGUUUUGAAUAUUGCGUACUUGUUUUCGUGUUGCCUUAGAAUAUGGGGAAAUCUAAGAAAGAAAACAAGAGUAGUAAUGCUGCUGAAUCAGUUACACUGAAGAAGGAGGUUUCAGUGUUACAGGGUGUGAGUAUUGUCGUCGGUGUUAUAAUUGGUUCUGGUAUAUUUGUUUCACCUGUCGGAGUUCUAAAACAUACUAAAUCCGUUGGAUUGUCAUUUAUUAUGUGGACUAUCACUGGAUUAUUCAGCGCAUUAGGCGCCAUCGUGUACGCUGAACUAGGUGUUACUAUUCCUCGAUCUGGUGGAGAAUAUAUAUACAUACUCCAGACGUUCGGACCUUUACUUGCCUUCCUGUCUUUCUGGAUUACAUUCGUCGUAAUCGGAUCUGCAAGUUGUGCGGCAAAUGCACUUAUUUUCGCCCAAUAUAUUCUUCGACCUGUUUAUAUGGACUGUGUUACUCCUCCUAUCGCGAUACGCACCGUUGCAGUGCUAGGACUGCUUCUUCUUUGCUUUGUGCACUGUUUUAGCGUUAAACUGGCUACGAAAGUCGCUGUUGUCUUCACUGCUUGUAAGGUUAUAGCUUUACUCAUCAUAAUUGGUUUCGGCCUGUACUAUCUGGGAAAAGGCAAUGUUGAGAGUUUCAAAGACCCCUUUGAAGAUAGCGAAAAAUCACCCGGUGAACUUGCAUUGGGUUUUUACCAAGGGUUUUGGGCUUUUUCUGGUUGGAAUUAUCUCAACUUUUUGACAGGAGAAGUGAAAAAUCCUGGGAGGACACUACCAAUCGUAAUUAUACUCUCACUCACAACAGUAACGCUCAUCUACAUUUUGACCAAUGUGGCCUACCUUGCAGUCUUAUCACCAUUAGAAGUUCUUGCCUCAGAAGGUUCUACUGCAAUAGCUGUG